UAUACCUAUAUAUGCACUACUAUAUCUAGCAAUACAAAACAUGUAAUAUAUGAAUGUAGAAUUGGUAUUUUUUAAGCGCAAACAAAUGUUUUUAUGACUCUAAACAAAGUUGUUUGCACGAGUAAAAUGAAAUUAAAAUAAAGUUACAGACCUCACUUAAUAUGUCUGAUUAAUACAAAAAACUUUUUUUAACACCGAGUAUAAUAGCAAAUUUUUUAGUUAUGGAAAUAGAUAUAAAUUCAAAAACGAUUCAAGCGAGAUCUGUAUUGAAUUUAGAUUCAGUAUUAUAACUUUCAUUAUACAUCAUGAAGAUUCAUUGCAUAUUUCUUGCAAAAACUGAAGGAUACAAAUAAAGUAGGACAGAUUUUUUAGUUUGAUGUAAUCAUAUGCUAUCAAAAUGACAUCAUUAACAGAAAAUACAAAAGAUAAGGGCCAAGAAGAUCCAAUUAGAUGUAUAUUUUUUUCAGAAUUUCAUCCAAUUGUUGGCCCGAUGAUUACAUGUCAGGUUCCAGAUAACUUUAUUUCGAAGGACAUUUUUGAUAACGUUAGUGUUUAUAUUAUACCCAAAGCACAAUUACAACGAAGUACCAUAACAGUGACACUGAAGGAUUAUAAAAUCUUAGGAUUUCCAGUGAAGAUUGAUGACAAAAAAUAUGCAAGAAAUGCAUUUUAUUUUAAUUUAUGUUUUGUCUGUGAUGCACAAGCUCGUACUGUUCAUUAUGAACCUGUUGUGAAGAAGAUGUCUGAUUUUCUAAUGGCCCUUGAAGUAGAGAAUUGUUUUUUAUCUGCUUCUGACGAUAAAACUAGAUUAGCAGAAAUGCUUCAACAAGUAAUGCAGGAUUUAAACUCACAUAAGAUGUGUACAUUAACAGAAGGGACAAUGACAUCCAAUUUGAAAGUUAUAAAGUUAGCACCUGAGCCAAAACCAGUUCUUGAUCAUCAGGUACCAAUAUUCUUAGAAGGCCGUGAGGCAUUUCAGAGUGAUCAAUGGGAUUUAACUACUCAGCAAGUAUUACCUUAUAUAGAUGGAUUUAAUCAUGUUGCAAGAAUUGCAGCUGAGGCAGAUGUAGAAAACAACUUAGUUAAGAGUUGCGUACAAAACCUUGUAUAUUAUGGUGUUGUGACUUUGAUUCCAAUAUUUCAAUAUAGUAAUGUUUAUGCUGCAACUUCCAAAUUAAAAGAACUUGCAGAAAAUCCAAAACUACAAGAACGAUGUAUAACAUAUGCUUCAAAAUUUCCUAGGCAACCUGCAUAUCUUAGAGAUAUAUAUCGAAUGUAUGCAAGUAUGACACAUGGUAGCAGUAUGAGGGAUCUUUGUCAACGUCUCAAUCCUCAGAAUUUAAGAAUUAAUGAAAGACGACUUGUACAAUUUGGCCUAAUCGAAGGUCUUAUUCGUAGAGUAUAUAAGUAUCCAAUAUAUUUGCCAGGAUCUCCUUGCAAUGAAGAAGCAAAAAACAAUCCGAUUUAUAAGUAUUUUACAGGUACAUACAGUCUCGACGAGAUUUGCUGUAGCACUGGUCAAUCAGCUGCACAAAUUGAAGAUAUUGUUGAACGUGAUCCAAAUGUUGUCAUGUUAUGGAAGUAAUAUUCAAAAAAACAACUUUUUUUAUAAUUUUGAAAAGCGAAAAGAAAUCUUUUUAUGAUGUGAAGCUAUGCAGGAUAUUUUGAAUGAUGUAUGGACAAGUUACAAAUGUAUAUUUAUUAUAUUUA
This is a messenger RNA of Megachile rotundata (alfalfa leafcutting bee), 1710 nucleotides long. RefSeq names its product Nitrogen permease regulator-like 2 (gene Nprl2). Gene Ontology annotation, biological process: negative regulation of TORC1 signaling; cellular response to amino acid starvation; positive regulation of autophagy. Gene Ontology annotation, molecular function: GTPase activator activity. The record is from RefSeq and is a predicted model, not a curated record. NCBI's taxonomy places the organism in Eukaryota, Metazoa, Arthropoda, Insecta, Hymenoptera, Megachilidae. Gene Ontology annotation, cellular component: GATOR1 complex; vacuolar membrane.